GCCAUUGGCAUUUAUUGUAGAAGCACCUUUAAGUUUUGGAAACUUCUAUUACACGCUUCUGAAAUCUAAUUUUUGAUAUAUUAUUUAUCACGAAUUUGUAUUAAAAUUAACAAUUUUUUAAUUACUAUUCUUUUAAUUAACUUCUGUUAACUUCCGUUCGAGUUGGAGUAAUAAACAAAGAACGAAAAAAAAAUGAAUAAAAAAGGAAAUAUGGCAAUAAAAUUCCAAGAUAGCAUGAUUCUGCAAACGAGAAAGUAUUUAAAACGUAAAAUAAUGUGUCCUGAAAUAAAAUACCGGCAUCAUGAAAAGGAACGUCAGUAUGUUUUGGAUUUAUUGAAACGCACUGUCGAAACGGGCGAGAGUAAUUCAGCACUUUUAAUCGGUCCCGAGGAUACUGGAAAAACAAUUCUUGUGAAUAGCGUUCUGAGGGAAUUGUCAAUUUCAAAAAAUUUCAAAGACAAUUGUGUAAUUGUCAAUUUACAUGGAUUGGUGCACACUGACGAUCGUUUGGCAUUAAAAGACGCGACACGUCAAAUGCAACUUGAAACUGCAGUUGGCGAAAAAGUAUUUGGCUCGUUUGCCGAGAAUUUGUCAUUUCUCUUGGACUGCUUAAAAUCAGGCGAUAAAAAACGGAGUAAACCAAUUAUUUUUAUUCUCGAUGAAUUCGAUUUGUUUUGCGAACACAAUAAUCAAACGUUACUCUACAAUUUAUUUGAUGUCGCACAAUCGGCACAGGCGCCAAUUUGCGUAUUGGGAAUAACAAAUCGUUUAGAUGUUUUGGAAUUACUUGAGAAACGUGUGAAAUCACGUUUUUCAUCGCGACAAAUAUUUUUACUACCCGACGAUAAUAAAAUUGAUUUAGAAUGUGGAACAAAUGAAAAACCAUUUGACGAUCGUUUAUUAUUGUUUAAAAAUCUUUUGUGUCUACCCGACGACGAGAAUGUCAAUGGAAUUGAACAUGAAUUCGAUGAUUGCUACAUUGACGCGACAUUUGCCAAUUCAUGGAAUGAAUCAAUAGCGAAAAUUGCAAAAAAUCAAAUACUCAUUAAUUUAUUGAAGUCAAUGUAUAAAAAUGAUACGAGCGAGAGGAAGUUUCGUAAUUUUCUUGUUAUCGCAAUUACAUAUUUGACCGAGAAUCAUCAGAAAUUGGAGAUUGAUGAUUUUGUCGAGGCCAGUAAGGUUUAUUUACAAGACGAUCGUGUCGCAAUAUUGAAGGGUCUCUCUGUUUUGGAAAUGUGCCUGAUAAUAGCAAUGUAUAAGGAAACAGAAUUAUGUAAAGACGAACCAUUGAAUUUCGAACAUGUUUACAAUUGUUACAAUUUAUUUGCUGCACAAAGUUCUUCUAUUCAUUCCGUCCAAAGGCCAGUCAUUGUCAAAGCUUUCGAACACAUUAAAAAUUUAGAAAUUCUGCAGCCAAUUGGAAGCAGUAAUUCACGAGUCGAAAAGGAAUAUCAAUUCUAUAAGUUUAUUUUAACUCCUCAGCAAGUGCUUGAUGCGGUGAAAAAUUACGCUAAUCUUCCAACUGAAGUUCAUCAAUGGGCUGUAAAUACAUACACAGCACGCUAAAAAUAUUUCAUUUCGCUUUUGUAAUAAUAUCUUUUCCAUUUCAUUAACUAGAUAUUAAAUUAGUACUUAGAGCAUCUUCCAUAAUAUUUUUAAGACUGAUUUCAAAGAAGAAGAAGAAGAAGAGAAAGAAUUUUUAAUCGACAAACUUUUAAAAACCGAAAAGUAAAUUUCGAAGUCCAGAGUCAAUUCUUCUCUCAUUGUACAGAAAAAAAAAAUGUCCAUGUUCUCCAAAAAAACAUGUCUUUUGAUAGUAAAAAAAAUAAUCCAUCUUUUCCGCUCUGUACAAUUUUUCUUCACACUUUUUAAUUCGAUUCAUUCAGUAAUAAGUUAUUUAUUGUCCUUAAAAAAUAAGUAAUUGUUAAAUUUCUUUUUAAUCUAGUCAGUAGAGAAUCGAUCGAGAGUAUUGUUGAUGUUUUUUUUUUUUUUUAGAAAAGAAAAAUUUGUAAAUGCGUGCGUGUUUGUUUCUGUGCAAAAUAUAGUCCUUUUAAUUUGAAAACAAUUGCACAGAAUUUUUCCAUAUCAAAGUAUUUGAUUUUUAGUAAUAUUUUAAAUUAACUUGGUUUUUUUUUCUAAACUUUAAGACUCAAUUUUUUUUUGUUUUUUUUUUCAAUAAAAGUAUAUUUCGGAAAGUUUAGAAAAAAAAUUUUUUUUUUCUUUUAAAUAAGACAAUUGUGUCAUUGUCCAAAUUUUUAUACAAUGAUUAAUUUUUAUAGCUCCGAGAAAUGAAUGUUUUUGAAAGAGGAAUUUUGUUCAAAAAAGAAAAUUUAGGGAGCAUGUCCAUUUAAAAAGAAGCAAAAAGAAUUGUUCGUGAAUGAACAAUUCGCAUUUAUUGUGAGAAAUAAAUACUAAUGUUUUAUUCAAGAA
Leptopilina heterotoma is the source of this 2430-nucleotide messenger RNA. RefSeq names its product origin recognition complex subunit 4 (gene Orc4). Gene Ontology annotation, cellular component: nucleus; nuclear origin of replication recognition complex. The transcript is spliced from 5 exons. NCBI's taxonomy places the organism in Eukaryota, Metazoa, Arthropoda, Insecta, Hymenoptera, Figitidae. The coding region runs from base 193 to 1566 and encodes 457 amino acids. The record is from RefSeq and is a predicted model, not a curated record. Gene Ontology annotation, molecular function: ATP hydrolysis activity; DNA replication origin binding; ATP binding. Gene Ontology annotation, biological process: DNA replication initiation; DNA replication.